Prorocentrum cordatum is the source of this 1050-nucleotide messenger RNA. The record is from the annotation of a GenBank genome assembly. NCBI's taxonomy places the organism in Eukaryota, Dinophyceae, Prorocentrales, Prorocentraceae.
GCCAGAUUUCGAAACAGCGCGCUGCAUUCUUCAUCGCAUCAUGUUCCGUUGCCUCCGCCCGGCUUCCUUGGACAUGGCGUUGAUUCCUCGGUGUCACUUGUCGACGUCCAAGAGCCUCGACCGCCUAAGGGCGCUGAGCAAUAAGAACUCAUCGAAGCGCUGGGUCAGGCUGGUCAGCGCAUCGACGACCGCAUGUGAAGACGAAGACUUCGGGUCCAUGAUGGGUGAAUUCAGCGAGUCGGAUGAUGACGAGGACCUCGAGCCCAGUUGGUGGGAUGAUGACGAGGACCUCGAGCCCAAUUGGUCGGAUGAUGACAAGGCCCUCGAGCCCGACGCGGCGGAUGAUGGCGAGGCCCUCGAGCCCGACGCGGCGGACCGCUGCGAUACCUCGCCGCUCGACAGCCUGCUGCGGAGGACACGGCGCUGCUCCGCCGCCUUGCGGGGGGCGACCGACCUCGCCCUGGGAGCCCGGCGCGGUGAACCGCCGCGGGCCCGGCUCGCCACUCGGGGAGAUGCUGCUGGCGGCGAAGCGCUGGAGCGCUUUCGCCUGCGGCUUCGGGCCUCCGCGUGAGACGCGCGCGGCAGACUCGCCCUUCUGCGGCGCGUGCAGCCGCGGGCACGUCGCGGGAGCACCCUUGCCCGAGGCGUCGGGCCUCUCGCCGUGAGCGCGCCCGCGUUCCUCGUGGACCACGCGGCACUUCGGGGUCCGCACCUGCUGAGUCUGUGGCAACUUGCGAGGGGCGAACUUGCCUCUCAGCAGUUCCCAGAUCGGAGGCUCUUCCUUCGUUGGAACGAAUAUGUGUUGUGGCAACCGCGCACGGGCAGCACUGACUUCUAAGGCCAGCCGAAAGGGCCACUGGCGAGACAUUUGGCGGCAGUCUGAACAGGUGGCAGCAUCAGCGUUUCCCAGCACCAUGCUGUCUGGUCGGCAGCCUUUGAAAUUCUAGACUUCUAGACGUUUCGCGUAACCCCACCAGCCUUUAGGCUUGCUUGACCCUUGUGACGGCGCGCGGCUUUCCCGCUUGCGCUCGCGAACAAGAACGCAACCCC